AUGGACUCCUCGCCGUCUGACCUAACCCUAGACUACACCCCCAACGGCAACGGCACGGCAGCUGCCGCCGCCGGCUACCCGAAGCAGGCGUCGCCGGUCGUGGACCACCACCAUCAUCUCUCGGCGGAGCAGGCGACGACGCAGAAGCUGCAGGAGUUCCUGGCCCGCCUCGACGACGAGCGGCUCAAGAUCGACGCCUUCAAGCGCGAGCUCCCGCUCUGCAUGCAGCUCCUCAACCAAGCUAUGGAGGCCUACAGGCAGCAGCUGGAGGCGUGCCAGAUGGGGAGCCAUGGCGGCGCGGCGGCGAGGGCGCCGCUGGUGCUGGAGGAGUUCAUCCCGCUGAAGAACAUCGGGAUCGACGCGGCGGAGAAGGCGGCCGGGAACGCGCCGUCGGAGAAGGCGAACUGGAUGGUGUCGGCGCAGCUGUGGAACGGGCCGGCUGCGGGGGACGCGGCGGCCAAGGGCCCCCAGACUCCCAAGGAGCGCUCGGAGCACCCGCUCGACACGAGCCCCAUGCUCGGCGGGCUCGACGGCGGCGGCGGCAACGGUGUCGGCGCCUUCCUCCCGUUCACCAAGGAGAAGGCCUGUAUGGCGGAGAGCGCGGCGCUGCCGGAGCUCGGGCUCGCGCCCGCGGAGAAGGACCGGGAGGCUGACAGAAAGCCGUACCACGACGACGGCGGCAGCAACGGCACUGUAGUCUCGCGGAGAGACGUCGGUGCACCACCGACGUCGACGCCGCCGGAAGGGCAGUCGGUGCCGCCAGCUCCGCAGACGAACCGGAAGGCCCGGCGGUGCUGGUCGCCGGAGCUGCACCGCCGCUUCGUCAAUGCCCUUCAAAUCCUGGGCGGCGCUCAAGUGGCGACCCCGAAGCAGAUCCGAGAGCUGAUGAAGGUGGAUGGAUUGACCAAUGAUGAGGUGAAAAGCCAUCUCCAGAAGUACAGGUUGCACACGCGGCGGCCGAUGCCGGCACCGUCGGCGCCGCCGCCGGGGGCACCGCAGCUGGUGGUUCUCGGGGGCAUAUGGAUGCCGCCGGACUACGCGGCGCAGGGGGCGGGACCGGCCGGCAUCUAUGGGGCGCACCCGGCAACGCAGGCGCACUACACGGCGGCAGUGUCGGCGCAGGAGUACUACCAGAACGCAGCCGCGGCCGCCCACCACGGCCACCACAUGCAGCACCACCAGGCGGCCUCCAUGGUGCACCACCGCGCGGUGGCACCUCCGCCCCCGCAGCCCGCCUACAAGGUGCACCCGUUGUCCGCAGCAGGGUCCCAGGCGUCAUCGGAGGGCCGGCGUAGCAGCGGCGGCGGCAGGGAGAGGUCGGAGAGCAUUGAGGAGGAGGGCGAGGAGCGGGAGGACGAGGAGGACGAGGACGAGGACGGCAUGGCGGCGAACGGCGACGCCGAGCAGAUCAACUACUAA
Messenger RNA from Triticum turgidum subsp. durum (durum wheat), 1419 nucleotides. The record is from the annotation of a GenBank genome assembly. NCBI's taxonomy places the organism in Eukaryota, Viridiplantae, Streptophyta, Magnoliopsida, Poales, Poaceae.